UAACUUGACAUGGACCAUAAUUACACAACUAUGACAGAAUUCAUUCUCAUUGGACUUUCAGAAAUUGCGGAACUCCAAGUUUUAAUUUUUAUGGUGUUUUUAAUUAUUUACAUGAUUACUGUAAUUGGAAACCUAUGUAUUAUUUUAGCUUAUCUAUUUAGUCGAAAUCUUCACACUCCUAUGUACUUUUUACUUGCUAACUUUUCUUUUCUUGAAACCUGUUACAUUUCAGUCAAUAUUCCAAAGAUGCUUUCCAACUUGUUAUUUGAGAAUAAGACAAUUUCUUUCUAUGGCUGUGCGAUACAAGUCUAUAGCUUUGGAGUCUGCGGUGGGACAGAGUGUUACCUACUAGCGGCAAUGGCAUACGACCGGUAUAGUGCAAUAUGUCACCCUCUUUUAUAUAGCAUCAUAAUGAAAAGAAUGGUUUGUAUUCGACUUCUCAUCGGAUCUUAUUUGGUUGGCUCAGCAAACUCUCUGCUGCAUACGGUUCUUACAUUCACUUUGCCUUUUUGUGGUUCUAAUAAAAUCAAUCACAUUUUUUGUGACAUUCCACCAAUAUUAACCUUAGCAUGUGCAGACACCAGGAUUAAUCAGAUUGUUAUUUUUGUGACCAGUAUCUGUGUUGUGGUCGGUUCAUUUAUAUUAAUUGUGGUGUCUUAUAUACAUAUUAUACUGGCUAUUGUUAGAAUUGAUUCUACAUCUGGUAGAAAGAAGGCGUUUUCCACUUGUACCUCACACUUCACGGUGGUUACUAUAUUUUAUGGUUCUGUUAUGUUUAUGUACUUAAAGCCUGAAUCGAGCAAUACCAUUGUCCAGGACAAGUUGGUGGCAGUCAUGUAUACAGUUAUUGCACCUCUGUUAAACCCUUUUAUCUAUAGCCUAAGGAACAGAGACGUCAAAAUGGCUCUUGUUAAAAUGUAUCACAAGCUGAUGGCAUCUAGGAAGCAUUUAGCAGAGUUUUGAUUUUAUCAGUUUGAUACACAUUUUAGCGUUUUAAGCAGUUUGUAUGUUUAGUGCACAAGUGUGCAGGUAGACGAUUACUUGCAAUGAAACAGUACUUUGCCCCUUCACUUUAUAAUAGCAGGAACUCCAAAUAGACCACGCCUGAAACUUGCAUUCUAUU
This is a messenger RNA of Rana temporaria (common frog), 1123 nucleotides long. Its product is annotated as olfactory receptor 1009-like. The coding region runs from base 10 to 963 and encodes 317 amino acids. Gene Ontology annotation, biological process: G protein-coupled receptor signaling pathway. The record is from RefSeq and is a predicted model, not a curated record. Gene Ontology annotation, cellular component: membrane. NCBI's taxonomy places the organism in Eukaryota, Metazoa, Chordata, Amphibia, Anura, Ranidae. The transcript has a single exon. Gene Ontology annotation, molecular function: G protein-coupled receptor activity; olfactory receptor activity.